GGAGACCACAUCGCGAAGAAACAGAUCGUAAAGCGUAACGAAAUUGGAAGUGAUACAUAAAGAUGAAGAAUAUCUUUCUUCUCGUCGUUUCGGUUUUAUUCGCAGUGAAUCUUCAUUAUGCCGAAAGUAAAAGACUAUCUCUCGACGAAAUCAAAGAUGCUUUGAGACCAGUGAAGGAUAUCUGUAUCCAGAGGGUGGGAGUCAGUCUAAAGAUGGUUGAUGACGCGAGCGCCGGUAAAUUUGCAAACGAUCGAAAGCUGAAGUGUUAUUACAAAUGCAUGAUGAUCAUGACAAAAGCUAUGAGAGGUGACGAGAUAAUGGCAGAACAAUUUUUAAAAAUUACACAGACUAUGUUGAAGGAGGAACUUGUGGAUCCCAUGUUAGAAGCAAUGAUACAUUGUGCACCAAUUGCAAAUAAGCCAUUGGAAGGAUGUGACUUGGCAUUUGAAUUGGUUAAGUGUCUCUACGACUAUGAUCCAAAGCUUCUUACCUUCCCAUGAAGACGUGAAGAAUCUCGAUGGAUUCAUAUUGAAAUAAUCGCGAGAGUAAUUAACUCAUUGCAUCGAAGUAAUAAAAACAGCUAAUGAUUUCCGAGAUUGCAUUUAGCAAUUUCGAGAAAACGUCCGAAAUACAUGAAAUAUAUGUUAAUUGUGCAGGUUUAUGUUUCACUUUUCAUUUCUUCCAAAUUUAUCUUUAAAAAGUCGUUAUCGUUGAAAUAUAUUAGAUUAGAAUUUAUCGAAUUUAUCAGAUUAAAAUUUAUCGAAUAUUUCUUGUUGUAUGUAAAAUAUUAAAAAAGUUUUCUGAA
Messenger RNA from Ooceraea biroi (clonal raider ant), 805 nucleotides. RefSeq lists its product as uncharacterized. The record is from RefSeq and is a predicted model, not a curated record. Gene Ontology annotation, molecular function: odorant binding. Lineage: Eukaryota; Metazoa; Arthropoda; Insecta; Hymenoptera; Formicidae.